UUCGUCCAAGUCAUUACAUAGAAUUGUUUUUUCUCAAAUACGUGAGGUAGUCAAAAGUGCACGUAAAAUUUGUAUCAUAGCGUGGUACACAUUCUUGAUAUUUCACUUUUCUCUGAAUUUUUAUUGUACAUCAAAGAUGUUAGGACUUCUUGAACUAUUAUACGGAUUCAUCGCCUUCUUCCUUGCGCUUUAUUAUUAUUACAAGAUAAAAUUUAAUUUCUGGAAGAAGCGUGGUGUACCCGGGCCCGAACCCAUACUAUUCUUCGGCACUAUGAAGGAUGUCAUAUUACAGAGAAUGAGUAGAAAAGAUUAUCACAAAAAGAUAUACAAUACGUAUAAAAGUGAGCCGUUGAUAGGAUUUUUCGACCAAACGGUGCCGAUUUUAAUGGUCAACAAUCCUGAAUUGAUCAAGGAUGUCUUAAUUACAGACAGUGCAAUAUUUUCAAGGCGAGGCUUUAAUUAUUCUAAAAAGGCGGAACCGUUAGACCAUCAAAUUUUCUACAUGAAUACAGACGAAGUGCAACCCAUAAGAGCAAAAGUGUCGCCCAUAUUUACACCAAGCAAACUUAAGAGUAUGGUUCCUUUGUUACUGCAACGCUCGGAGAUUUUUAAGGAUUGGUUGGACACACUGUUAUUGCAAAAUGAGCAAAUAAAUUAUAGCCAAGUGACGGCAAAAUAUACCGCUGACUUGAGUGCUACCUGCCUGUUUGGUUAUGAUAUGCAGACUUUAAGAAAUGGCGAAAGUAAAGUUUUACAAUAUAUUAAAAAGAGGAUGAACGCUAAUAAAUUGAAAACAAUGUUGACAGAUUUGCUACCAAAUAUAGUAAUAUACAACAAAUUAUACGAUUUAUUCGGUUAUUAUAUGUUUAACAAUGCGGAAGAUUUGCAAUUUUUUACCGAAUUAGUCAAAGAUAUUGACGGUUACAGAAAAAAAUAUGGUAUUGUUAGGCACGAUAUUACCGAUGCCGUUAUGGGACUCCAAGAAAACGGAAAGUUGAUUAAACCAGAAAGUACAAAUAACUUUAUUGCUGCAAAUAUGUUCACAUUUUUCUUUGGCGCAUAUGAAACAUCUUCCGUAACGAUGACUCACACAAUGUAUGAAUUGGCUGUAAAUCAGUCGAUCCAGGACAGACUCCGCAAAGAAAUCAAACGUGUACGCGCAGCCAAUAACAGAAAUAAAGCAGAAGAAAUAACAUAUGAUGAUAUAAACACAAUGUCUUACUUGGACGCAGUAUUUAAAGAAACGUUGCGAAAGUAUCCGCUAAUAGAACUAUUAAAGAGACAGGCUUCAUCGGCCUACACUUUUAGAAAUUCUGAAGUCACUAUUCCGAAAAAUCAAUUAAUUGGUAUACCUGUCCAUGGCAUUCAUCAUAACCCAGAAAUAUAUCCAAAUCCAGAAGUUUACGAUCCUGAAAGAUUCAUGGAUGAAGCGGCCAAAUCAAGACCUUUAAUGUAUUUUCUACCCUUCGGACAUGGUCCAAGAAAUUGUAUUGGUGAACGGUUUGGCAUACUGCAAACAAAAAUAUCGCUCAUUACUAUUGUGGAAAAUUACAAAAUUGAUACUUGUGAGAACACACGAAUAGUACACAGCAAAGACAUAAUAGUUCAACAAACAGCAUGCAUGUAUCUUAAAUUGACCAAGAUCAAUUGAUGCUUAUGCGUAAUCUUUAUAUCUUGCACUAAUGUGUCAACUAUUAUAUUUUCAAAAAGUAAUGUACUUUAAACAGAUAUGACAAAUAUAAUGAGAAAUUAAAUAUUAAAAAUUUCUUAUUAUAUAUUUUUUUAAUACUUUUUAAAGUACAUUAUUUUUAAAAAUAUAUUAUAUAUAUUUAUUCCUGAAUUCUCACGUCGACAAGUUAUGCUUUUAAUACAUUAUAUUUAUUAAUAAUGGUUAUUAUGCAAUGUCUCGUCCGGAUGGAUAAUCGUAGUAGCGUUCCGCUGCGCUAUCUUCAACAGGUUUUUAACUAAAUUUAAGGCUCCUGGUCCCGCAGCCGUGAACUCCGCGUUGACAGUAGCGACAUAAUUGUGGUAGGAAUAAAAACCUAGUCGAAUUUACCCAGUCGAUUUAUCGUAUAAAUAAAUAGUGUAACAGUUUGACCUAAUCAAUUGAUUCGAUAAAAGUAAAUUACUGAAUAACAUA
Linepithema humile (Argentine ant) is the source of this 2140-nucleotide messenger RNA. NCBI's taxonomy places the organism in Eukaryota, Metazoa, Arthropoda, Insecta, Hymenoptera, Formicidae. The record is from RefSeq and is a predicted model, not a curated record.